ACAUAUUCAGAUUUAGUUCAGUUAUAUUAUGUCGGUUCUGUGAUUUCAUUUAGGUGAAUGUUUUUUAUUUUUGCAGGAAAAGAAAAUGGGGACCUUUUUACAGCCAAUAACCUGACACACUGUAGGCAAGGAUGUCUUGGGUGGCUCUGUACUCUCAGCUGGUUGGUGCCAACCGUCAUGCCACCUCCCUGGGAAAAGUCUGGCUCUCUGUGCUGUUUAUUUUCCGAGUGAUGGUGCUGGUUGUAGCUGCGGAGAGCGUCUGGGAUGACGAACAGUCUGAUUUCACCUGUAACACACUACAGCCUGGCUGUGAGAACGUCUGUUAUGAUCAAUUCUUCCCAGUGUCCCACAUUCGCCUCUGGAGUCUUCAGCUUGUCUUUGUGUCCACACCAACCCUCUUGGUUUCUAUGUAUGUGGCCUAUCGUAACCACUACGAUAAGAGACGACUCCUUCAGGGUUCUGGUCGAGCAAGCAUCAUCAACAAGGAACAAGAAGAAGAACUGGAGAAGCUGAAGAAGAGAAGACUCCCGAUAGCCGGUGCCCUCUGGUGGACAUACCUCUGCAGCCUGGUGUUUAAGAUGCUGUUUGAAAGUGUAUUCAUGUACGCCCUGUAUGUGGUGUACGACGGUUUCCAGAUGCCACGCCUGGUGCAGUGUGAUCAGUGGCCAUGCCCCAACCUGGUGGACUGCUUUAUCUCCAGGCCCACAGAGAAGACCAUCUUCACUGUUUUCAUGACUACUGCCUCUUCUAUCUGCAUGGUUCUUAAUUUGGCUGAACUUGCAUAUCUCAUCGCCAAGGCUCUCAAUAGGUAGAGGUGUUGAUCAGUCACACUAUCAGGAAGCCAGAAGGAGAGGAAAUCAGCAAUUCAAGAGACAGAUUUGGGUUUGAACAAACCAGAAGUCCACCUGUGCCAGGACGAAGGUGCAGUACCAUAUAGUUCACCACAAAGCUUUGUAAAUACAGAUAAAUACACUUCAAAGAGCAAACGUCUUCUAUGAGCCCAGAAAUGAUGACCUGCAUUCAUCGUGUGGUGAAGAGGAUGUUAGAAGUCAAACACUGGACUUUUAUGAAGAAUUGUUUGAGCAUGAAUGCCAGAAAAAAUUUGUAAUAUGUGAAAUAAACAAAAAUACCAUUGUG
Molecule: messenger RNA, 1137 nt
Organism: Girardinichthys multiradiatus
Lineage: Eukaryota; Metazoa; Chordata; Actinopteri; Cyprinodontiformes; Goodeidae
Product: gap junction beta-6 protein-like
Exons: 6
Coding region: 132-812 (226 amino acids)
Biological process (GO): cell communication
Cellular component (GO): connexin complex
Source: RefSeq, a predicted model, not a curated record